Molecule: messenger RNA, 177 nt
Organism: Botrytis fragariae
Lineage: Eukaryota; Fungi; Ascomycota; Leotiomycetes; Helotiales; Sclerotiniaceae
Exons: 3
Coding region: 1-177 (58 amino acids)
Source: RefSeq, a predicted model, not a curated record
AUGCAGUUCACACUCGUCACUAUUCUUUCUUUCGUCGCAAUUGCGAUUGCCACACCUAUUCAACUCGCAGCACGCGCAGUAGAUGCAUCGACUGCCUCAAUGACCGAUGCUCAGGGAAACGUCGUUAGCUUCGACUCUUCCAGUGUUAAUCAAGCUGCAAAGAACUCUGGCAUGUAA